Camelus dromedarius (Arabian camel) is the source of this 4610-nucleotide messenger RNA. It is a transcript of the gene ITGAM, whose product is annotated as integrin subunit alpha M. Gene Ontology annotation, molecular function: integrin binding. Lineage: Eukaryota; Metazoa; Chordata; Mammalia; Artiodactyla; Camelidae. The record is from RefSeq and is a predicted model, not a curated record. Bases 103 to 3561 code for a protein of 1152 amino acids. The transcript has 30 exons. Gene Ontology annotation, biological process: cell adhesion mediated by integrin; cell-cell adhesion; integrin-mediated signaling pathway. Gene Ontology annotation, cellular component: external side of plasma membrane; integrin complex.
CUGCCUCUUACUUCUUUUUUUUUCUGUCCUUUCUGGCUUUGGUGGCUUUCUUGAAGUGGUUCAGUGGUGCCUGCAGCCUCACCAUUCCUUCUCUCUGCAGCGAUGGCUCACAGAGUCCUUCUGUUAACAGCCUUGGCCUUAAGUCAUGGGUUCAACCUGGACACUAAAAACCCAGUGAUCUUCCAAAACAAUGCAAAGGGCUUCGGGCAGAGUGUGGUCCAGCUUGAAGGAUCCCGGCUGGUGGUUGGAGCCCCCCAGGAGAUAAAGUCUGCUAACCAAACAGGUGGCCUCUACCAGUGUGACUACAGCAUGGGCACGUGUGAGCCCAUCCUCCUGCAGGUCCCUCAACAGGCUGUGAACAUGUCCCUAGGCCUGUCUCUGGCAUUUGCCACCAAACCUUUCCGGCUGCUGGCUUGUGGCCCCACUGUGCACCAAACUUGCAAGGAGAACACUUAUGUGAAUGGCAUGUGCUUCCUGUUUGGAUCCAACCUACUGCAGCAGCCCCGGAGGUUCCCAGAGACCUUCAGAGGGUGCCCUCAGCAGGACAGUGACAUCGCCUUUUUGAUUGAUGGCUCUGGUAGUAUCAACCCAAGAGACUUUCAGCGGAUGAAGGAGUUUGUCUCAACUGUGAUGAGUCAAUUUCAAAAGUCCAAAACCUUGUUCUCUUUGAUGCAGUAUUCUGAAGACUUCCAGAUUCACUUCACCUUCAACGAUUUCAAGAGAAACCCUUACCCAGAACUGCUGGUGAGGCCAAUAAUACAGCUGCUUGGGAGGACACAUACUGCCACAGGAAUCCUCAAAGUGGUAAGAGAACUGUUUCACAGCAGCAGAGGAGCCAGAGAGAACGCCCUUAAGAUCCUAGUUGUCAUCACAGAUGGAGAAAAGUUUGGUGAUCCUUUGGAGUACAAGGAUGUCAUCCCUGAAGCAGAUAGACGUAGAGUCAUUCGCUAUGUCAUUGGGGUGGGCGAUGCCUUUAACAGUAAGAAAUCUCGCAAAGAGCUUAAUACCAUUGCAUCCCAGCCGUCUCGUGAUCACGUGUUCCAGGUGGAUAACUUUGAAGCUCUGAAGACCAUUCAGAACCAGCUUCAGGAGAAGAUCUUUGCGAUUGAGGGUACGCAGUCAGGAAGUGCCAGCUCCUUUGAGUAUGAGAUGUCUCAGGAAGGCUUCAGUGCUGCCAUCACCUCUAAUGGUCUCUUGCUGGGCACUGUGGGGAGCUUUGACUGGGCUGGUGGAGCCUUUCUGUAUAUAUCAAAGGAUAAAGUCACCUUCAUCAACACAACCAGGGUAGAUUCAGACAUGAAUGAUGCUUACUUGGGUUAUGCUGCCGACGUCAUUUUCCGGAACCGGGUGCAAAGCCUGGUUCUGGGGGCGCCUCGGUAUCAGCAUACUGGUCUGGUGGUGAUGUUCAGACAGGAUACUGGUGCCUGGGAGAAAAUCGCCGAUGUCAAGGGCAGCCAGAUUGGCUCCUACUUUGGAGCCUCCCUCUGCUCUGUGGAUGUAAACAGAGAUGGCAGCUCUGACCUGGUCCUCAUCGGGGCUCCCCAUUACUAUGAGCAGACUCGGGGGGGCCAGGUGUCCGUGUGCCCCUUGCCCAAGGGGAGGGCUAAGUGGCAGUGUGGGGCUGUUCUGCGAGGGGAGCAGGGCCACCCCUGGAGCCGCUUUGGGGCAGCCCUGACAGUGAUGGGGGAUGUGAACGGGGACAAGCUGAUGGACGUGGCCAUCGGGGCCCCGGGAGAGCAGGAGAACCAGGGUGCUGUCUACCUGUUUCAUGGAACCUCAGGACUGAGCAUCAGCCCCUCCCACAGCCAGCGGAUCGCAGGCUCUCAGCUCUCCCUCAGACUCCAGCAUUUUGGUCAAUCACUGAGUGGAGGCCGGGAUCUCACAAUGGAUGGACUGGUGGACCUGGCCGUAGGGGCCCAGGGGCACGUGCUGCUGCUCAGGUCCCAGCCUGUGCUGAGAGUUGAAGUGACCAUGGAGUUCACACCCCGGGAAGUGGCGAGGAGUGUAUAUGAAUGUACUGAAAAGGUGGUGAAAAGCCGGAGUGCUGGGGAGGUCAAGAUCUGCCUCCAAGUCCGCAAGAGCACGUGGGACCGGCUAGGAGAAGGAGAUACCCAGAGCAGCAUCACAUAUGACCUGGCUCUGGACCCAGGCCGCCCACAGUCCCAGGCCAUCUUUGAUGAGACAAAGAACAGCACGCGCAGACGUGUGCAGACGCUGGGGCUGAGUAGGAAGUGUGAGACCCUGCAGCUACGGUUAAUGGACUGUGUAGAUGACUCAGUGACCCCCAUUGCCCUGCGCCUCAACUUCUCUCUGGUGGGGAAUCCCUCGCCCUCUUUCGGGAACCUCAGGCCAGUGCUGGCUGUAGAUGCUCAGAGACUCUUCACAGCCUCGUUCCCCUUUGAGAAGAACUGUGGUAAUGACACUAUCUGCCAGGAUGACCUCAGCAUCACCUUCAGUUUUAUGAACCUGGACACCCUGGUGGUGGGUGGUCCCCGGGACUUAAACGUCAUGCUGACUGUAAGAAACCAGGGCGAGGACUCCUACAGAACUCAGGUCACCUUCUUCUACCCAUCUGGCUUGUCCUUUCGGAGGGUGUCAGGUGCCCAGAACCAACGCUCACAGAGGUCCUGGCGCCUGAGCUGCGAGUCUGACGUCUUCACUGAAGGGUCUGGAACCCUGAAGAGCACCCCCUGUAGCAUCAACCACCCCAUCUUCCCAGACAACUCAGAGGUCACCUUUAAUGUCACAUUUGAUGUGAACCCUGAUGCUUCGCUGGGAAAAAAACUGCUUCUCAAGGCCAAUGUCACCAGUGAGAACAACAUGCCCAGGACCAACAAAACCGAAUUCCAGCUGGAGCUGCCUGUGAAAUACGCCAUCUACGUGCUGGUCAACAGCCUCGAGGUCUCCACCAAGUAUCUCAACUUCACAGCCUCAGAGAAGACCAGGCACAUUAUAGAGCAUCAGUAUCAGUUCAACAACCUGGGCCGGAAGAAGCUCCCCAUCAGUGUGGUCUUCUGGGUCCCUAUCCGGCUGAACCAGAUGACUGUGUGGGACCGGCCCCAGGUGACCUUCUCCCAGAACCUCUCCAGCAGGUGCUACACCAAGGAGGUCUCCCCACCGCGCUCCGACUUCCAGGCAGAGCUGAACAAGAACCCAGUGCUGAACUGCUCCAUUGCUGUCUGCCAGAGAAUCCAGUGUGACAUCCCGUCCUUUGGCGUCCAGGAAGAAUUCAGUGUCACCCUCAAGGGCAACCUCUCAUUUGACUGGUACAUCAAGACUUCACAUAAUCACCUUCAGGUUGUGAGCACAGCGGAGAUCGUGUUUGAUGACUCGGAGUUUGCCCUGCUUGCAGGCCAGAGCGCAUUUGUGAGGGCCCAGACCGAGACCAAGGUGGAGCCGUACGAAGUACAUAAUCCUGUACCGCUUAUCGUGGGCAGCUCGGUGGGCGGGCUGGUGCUCCUGGCCCUCAUCACUGCCGCUCUGUACAAGCUCGGCUUUUUCAAACGGCAGUACAAGGACAUGAUGAGUGAAGGUGGUCCCCAGGCGGCUGAGCCCCAGUGAUGGCACCUUCACCACCGAGUGGCCUCUCCUGCAGCAAACAGGAUGUGGUUGGGCCAGUGAGCAAGCAGGUCCCCAGGCUGCUGGACAGACACGUCUGUUAGGAGACCGGGGCGGGGAUAUCUCAGGAGUGAGCAACUUGUUUGGGUUUCCAUUGGGGGGUGUGUGUGUGUGUGUGGGUGAGUGUGUGUGUGUGUGUGUGUGUGUGUGUGAACUGUGUGUGUGGUCCUGAUGUCUCUGGCAUGAGGACAAGGGCCUUCAGCACCAUGUCUUGGGCAGAAGGGAAUUGCUUGGGCUUCCUCAUGCGUGGGCGAAGGUGCCACUGGUCCUUCCUCUGGUACAGAGGUGCUGGCAGCUCAUGUGGGCGAACACAAAGGGGAACACAGCACAUCCUCCCCAGGCUGAAGGAAGCGAGACCUCCUUUUGUGGGCGAGCACGCAGGCCUGCAGGGGCCUGUGCAGCUGGGGCUGAGUCCACACAGAGAAGCCAUGGUUGAAGCAGGGUCUGGCCAGCCAUCGGGAGCCUGUCCAGCCUGUCCCGCACUAGAGCUGAUAGGUCCAAUGAGCAAUGGUGCACCUCCCUUUAUAUAUUCACUUAUUUAUUAUUUCAGUGCUACUUUUGUGCUUUGAAUGGAUAAAUCUGCCCAUAGUACAAAAAUCCAAAGAUGUGCAUGGAUAUGUGGUGAAAAAUCUCCCUUCCAUCCCAGUCCCUGAGCCAUUCAGUUCUCUCGUAAAAGACAGUCAAGGUUAUGUGUUUUGGGGUCUCCUUCACAAGGAUUCUAGGCAUAUACAACACACACACACACACACACUUUUUUUUUUAAUGGCAGCACGCGUUAUUUAUACUGUUUUGCAUCUUGCUCUUUCCAGUAAUGUAGCUCAGACAUUGUUUCAUACCAAGACAUAAAGUACUUUUUCAUUCUUUUACAUAGUGGCACAGUGGUCCAUUGUGUGGGUGGAUCAUAACGUCCUUGAUCAGUCUCCCUUUGAUAUAUUAUUUCCAACCUCUCAAGACGACAAACAAUGGUGAAUUAAUAAAUUGAAUGUGUGUCA